Molecule: messenger RNA, 1030 nt
Organism: Mugil cephalus (flathead mullet)
Lineage: Eukaryota; Metazoa; Chordata; Actinopteri; Mugiliformes; Mugilidae
Gene: emc10
Product: ER membrane protein complex subunit 10
Exons: 7
Coding region: 1-843 (280 amino acids)
Cellular component (GO): EMC complex
Source: RefSeq, a predicted model, not a curated record
AUGACAAUUUCCGGAAGAGGUGAUAUUGCGAUAAUGGUGCAUUUGACACUAUCCGGUACAUUGCUUGUUAAAAUGGCUCGUCUACCACGGUCUAAAUUUGCUACUGUUUCUUCUAUUUUGUUUGUCGUAUGGGCAGGCUUUGUACACUGUGAUAACGGCAGGAGGGUGGGUGAUACUUUGGAGACUGAGUUUAGCGGUUUCUCGGUACCCCUUGAACACUCAUUUGAAGUUGAUGAUGUAGCCGAGUUUCGAGUUCGUGGAGCGCUGGUGUUGAAAGCUGGAAGAGAGCCCAGCGUCUCGCUAAGUCAGAACCAGCUGUCAGAGGAGGACAGAGCCAAACUGAAGGAAGUGGCUGCAGUCGAUGGUCUCUACAGAAUCCGAGUGCCUCGUGUUUUCCUGCAGGCAGACAGACAGACGGAGCGACAGAUGGAAGGUUACCUCACAGCAUUUGUCAGAGCUUGUGCCAUGGUUGAGUCCCAUCUGAGCGAUGUGAUCACGCUUCACACUGACGUCUCUGGAUACCUCAUUGGCGUCUCCAUAGUGACGUUACCUGGAGCUUGUAGGGGCACUGAGGUUGAGGAUGAAGUUGAUCUUGAGAUUUUCAACACCACGCUCAGUAUCAUGGCUCCUGUCAACGCACCUGGACCUGAGACGACUGUAUACAUGCAACAACUGGAACGGGAAUCUGAGAAGAAAGGGAAGAAUCCACAAGAGCAGAAGUCGUUCUUUGCAAAAUAUUGGAUGUACAUUGUGCCACUUGUUCUCUUCUUGAUGAUGUCUGGUGCUCAGGACCAGUCGGGAGGAGGCGCUGGCGGUGGAGCCGGCAACGGAGGCGGCCGAUGAUCAAGAUGUGAAUAUUUACUGAACAAUAAUUCUCUUGAACAGAUUUUAACUGCUGUACAUAAUGCUUUUUAAGGAAAGUAGAUGUAUCUCACCUACAACUUAAACCUGUACAGUACAGAGGAGAUAUUGUGCUCUGAAGAUGACUGCGUUUUAAUACUAAUGUGAAAAUAAAGUAUUUAUUACUUGA